AAGCCAACCUCAUAGAGAGCACAAACCCAACCACAACAGCUAGCCAUGAGUCCUCCGGCCGCCACCUUCGCCGGCUACCAAACCCGGCACGCCGUCUGCAUCCCUUACCCAGCCCAGGGCCACAUAAACCCCAUGCUCCAGCUAGCCAAACUCCUCUACUCCCACGGCGGCUUCCACAUCACCUUCGUCAACACCGAGUACAACCACCGCCGCCUCCUCAAGUCCCGGGGCGGCGGCGCCGCCUUCUUCGACUCUCUCCCGCCGGGUUUCAACUUCCAGGCGAUCCCCGACGGCCUCCCCCCUCCGCCCACAACCGACGCCACCCAGGAUAUCGCUCUGCUGAGCGACUCCACUUCCAAAACCUGCUUGGCUCCAUUCCGCGACCUCGUUGUGAAGCUAAACGACGCCGCUUCCUCAUCCUCACCUGCCGUUAGCUGUAUCGUGGCGGAUGGCGCGAUGACUUUCACUCUGGAAGUAGCCAAGGAGCUGGGGAUCCCGGAGGCGCUUUUCUGGACGCCCAGCGCAUGUGGAGUUUUGGCCUACGCUAAUUACCACCUUCUUGUCCAACGAGGCUUCUUCCCUCUUAAAGAUUCGAGUUACUUGACCAACGGAUACCUAGAGACACCCCUAGACUUCAUUCCAGGAAUGAGCAACAACAUCCGCUUGAAAGACCUCCCAUCUUUCCUCAGAACCACGAACCCGAACGAUAUCAUGUUCAAUUUCGUCCAAAAGGAGAUCUCGAAGCUCCCCGAGGCAACCGCUUUCCUUAUCAACACAUUCCAACUCUUAGAAAAAGAUGUCCUAGCAGCUCUCUCCCAACUUUCCCCAAAUCUCCUCACCAUCGGCCCACUCAACUUACUACUCCGUCAAGUCGUUGUCGGAGGAGACGAACUAAGGAACGUCACCACAAAUCUAUGGACGGAGCAUCCCGAGUGUGUCGAAUGGCUGGACUCCCAGCAACCCAACUCCGUUCUCUACGUGAACUUCGGGAGCAUUACCGUGAUGAAUCCUGACCAGUUGAACGAGUUCGCAUGGGGCCUGGCGAGCAGUGAGAUAUCUUUCUUGUGGGUCGUCAGGCCGGACCUUGUGUCCGGUGAAUCAGCAGCUCUGCCUCCUGAGUUCGUCGACGAAACCAAGGACAGAGGGUUAUUGGUGGGGUGGUGCUCCCAAGAGCGUGUUCUAGACCAUCCUGCGAUUGGAGGGUUUUUGAGCCAUAUGGGCUGGAACUCUACGAUGGAGAGCUUGUCGCAUGGUGUGCCGAUGAUAUGCUGGCCUUUCUUCGCGGACCAGCAAACGAAUUGCUUCUACGCUUGUAACGAGUGGGGAGUUGGGAUGGAGAUUGACCCGAACGUGAAGAGGGAUCAAGUGGAGGAGCUGGUGAGAGAGGUGAUGGGCGGGGGAAAGGGGAAAGAAAUGAAGAGGAGAGCCGUGGAGUGGAAAAACAAGGCGAUUGAAUCCACUGUCCCAGGUGGUUCCUCCUAUCAAAAUGUGGAAAGAUUGAUUCACUUGUUGUCGUAGAGAAAAAUGACAAGUUAGAUUAAAGGAAAUAAAUAAAAAGCUCUCAUGUUCAGGUUUUACGUUUGUUGCGUGUCUUGUUUGACUUUUCGUAUCACUUAAAGUAUAAUAACACUGCUUAUCUCAUGACAAAAAAAAUCUCUCUCAUCAUUGGGUCUUUAGUUGGGUGACCAACGG
Molecule: messenger RNA, 1692 nt
Organism: Linum tenue
Lineage: Eukaryota; Viridiplantae; Streptophyta; Magnoliopsida; Malpighiales; Linaceae
Source: the annotation of a GenBank genome assembly